GCUCUGUACGGUGUGUUCGUGUGUUGAUGGGCACAAUGUGAAAACAUCAGCCAGCAUGGUGGAGCAGGAGCAGAUCCAGAAAAGGACUUUCACCAACUGGGUCAAUGCCCAGCUGGCAAAGAGGAGACCUCCGUGCCAGGUGGCGGAUCUCUUCAACGACUUCCGUGAUGGAUCCAAACUGUUGGACCUGCUGGAGGUGAUGAGCAACCAAUGCAUCCGUCGCGAGCGAGGAAGGGGGACGUUCCAGGACAGGAGCAACAUCGAGAAAGGCCUGGCCUUCCUCCGACAGAAAUCCAUCAAACUGGUCAACAUAAACAUGCCCGACAUCAUCGAUGGAAAACCGUCCAUCAUCCUGGGCCUCAUCUGGACCAUCAUCCUGCAGUAUCACAUCGAGGAGUUGGCCAGCGGACUUUCCUUCAGCUCUCGUCAAUCGUCCAUGGAGUCUCUGGCCAGUCUGGACUCUUGGUCGUCGUGGUCUUCGCGAACGGGCGGCGGCAGUCUGGUCCCCCAUCGAGGAUCGCCGCUCCACGCCCGCUUCAGGCUGUCGGCCAAGAAGGCGCUGAUGCUGUGGGUCCGCGAGCAGUGCCACAAGGCGGGAUGUUCGGUGAACGUGAAGGACUUCAAGGGCAGCUGGCGCAGCGGUGUGGUCUUCCUGGCCAUCUUGUACGCGCUGCGCUGCAACCUGGUGGACCUGUCCGAGGCCGCUCGCCGAAGCAACAAGCAGAACCUGGACGAGGCUUUCCGAGUAGCCGAGCGAGAGCUCAACAUCCCGCGGCUGCUGGAGCCCGACGAUGUGGACGUUCGGGAGCCCGACGAGAAGUCCAUCAUGACCUAUGUGGCGCAGUUCCUGCAGUACUCCAAAGAUGCGCCCGUCUCCGAGCAUGACGCCAUGCAGACCCAGUACCUGAGUCUUCCGAAAGCAGCUUCCCCCGUCAACCUGCCCGUUAACUACACUCCUGCAAUUUCUGCUUCGCCGCUGCGGCAGGGGAGCCCUGACCGUAAGGCGCAGGAAGUGUCGUGUUGGCUUCUGCAGGCGUAUGAGGAGCUGCUGGAGGGCUGGGACUCCACCCAGGGCGAGAGCUACUCUGAGAGAUACCACGUGUUUCAGACGUUUGUGGUGUCCUUCAACGAGCAACGGCGUCCAAUCGUGCCUCUUCUGACCGCCAUGAGACGAAGCCCCACGCUGAGUGAGGAGCAGCGAGCCCUCAGGGAGGCCUGGGACGCCCUCACAGAAAAGCUACGUGAGUACAAACUGGAGUUGGACGUGAGCCUGCCAGCGCCUCUGGACUCGGUGGCACACUGGCUGCUAAGAACAGAAGGAGUUCUGGCUGAGGAGGAGGGCGACCCGCAGGACCAUGGCCGGGCUGCAGAUCAAGCCAAGGAGAAACAGGAGCAACUUAAGGUGUGCCUAGAGGAGAUGCCCCAGCAGGUGAAGACCUUCCAGGCCUUCCAAAACCAGGACGAGGAUGGAAACAUGUUGGUUCCUACUGAAAAGAUGGAGGAUCUGAAAAGAAGGUUCACCAGUGUGAGAGUGAGCGCCAAGUACCACGGCAUCAAGCUUGACUACCGCGAGCACCGUCACACAGUUUUGGAUUUGCUGAGCCAGAUCAGGACCAAAGUGAACUUGUGGAAGAGCCCAUAUCUUUCUCCAGAGGCGGUCAGGGUUCUGCUGCACGAGUGGCAUGAGGUGGUCACUAAGCAGGAGCUUCCUUCUAUGCUGGAAGCAGCUCUCCUUAAGUUAAAGCAAGUUUCUGAGAAAUACUCAUGCAAGUCUGCUCUUGCUGCAGACUACCACCACGUUUGUCAACAAGUGACGCAGCUGGAGGAGGACACAGUGGCCAUCUUGGUGGAGGUCAACUCAGCCAAGAAUACCCUGGGACGGGUUCUGACCACCUGGGACUCCUACAGCGACGGUUUGAGCGCCAUGCAGGCGUGGCUGGAGGACGUCUCGGCUGGACGAGGCUACGACUCCCAACCCAUGGCGAAGUCCGAGAGCGUGGCAGAGUGGGGGUCCAGACAGGCUCACCUGAACCAGGUGGCAAACUUCUUGAUGGAGUCGACGGACCCGCAGACCAGCAGGAGCCUGGAGGAGGAGCUGCUUAAACUCAAUGUGGACUUUGAUGAGUUUGUCCAGAGAAAUGCCUUUGACUGUGAAACAGAAUCCAACGCUGACAUCCAGACCAGACCCCGAAACCUUCAGGCUCUGAUCAGGGAGGCAAAGCUUCUUCUCCAAGAGCCUGUCGAGACAAUGUCAGGUCCUUUACGCACCUACAGGAAAAGAAUACAGUUAGUACUGAUGAAGAUAAAAGAAGUGGAUCUGGAGGCUCAUGAUUCUUCUCCAGAGUUUCCUGUGGAUCAGUUACAGAAACUGAAGAUGGCCAUGUCUGAUAUAAAGAAGACCAUGUGUGAGGCAGAGCAGGUGUGUGUAGAGUUGCAACACAGUAUUUCAGGUCUUGACAGUCGCCUGGCCGAGCUUCUGCACUGGGAGACUGAGGCCAUGGAGAUGUACCAACUACUGACGGCCACACAGCGACAGCAGCAGCGAGGCCAGGAUCCAAGAGCUCGGGUCCUGAUCUCUCGUGGGCUUCAGCUGGAGGGUCAGGUGGUGACAGAGGAACAAGAUCUUCAGGUGUUGAUUAUGACAAAUCAGAAGAGCUCGCCCAUUCAGUGUAUACAGACCGCCACUAUGCAGGAUCGAGUGCGAGCAGCCUUGUCAAAGUCACAGGAGGCAGUCUGUAUGCUGAGCAGCAUGGGAGCCAGAAGAGACAUAAGCAGGAGCCCCACAGGAGGGCCCCCAUCCAAAGUCUUUCUCCAAGCCAAAAGCAAACCUCAUCAACAAAGGCAGUCGGACACUAUGCUGCCACCCCGGGAGUUUUCAUCAUCCCUAAUGGAAUUCCAUCCAUCUCAAGAAACAUUUGUGCCAAAGAUAGUGGUUCAGGAAUACAGAGAAGAAAAGAAGAGUUUGCCUCCAUGUAGCUCUGCACAGGAGAUGACACAAGCAGAAAGCCAGACUCAGGUAUGGACAGAAAUGAGUGAACAACAGCAAACUGCGGAGGACACAUUGAUACCCCAACUGCUAAGCAGAGGAACAGGACAGCAAGAGACAAAGUGUCACCAGCCUCAAGUAGAGGCAAAAGGAGAAGGAGAGCGAAAUCAGAGACAGAAAGAAGUACAUCAAGAGGGGGAGCAUCAACUGGCAGAGAUGAAGGAAUAUAAAGGGGGGCAGUAUGGGUUAACACAUGUAGAGUUUGAAACAAAACUCCAACAUAAAAGUGAGACACACAAGCUGAUUUUAUCAGUAAAGAAACCUCUCAGCCCACAAGAACUUCAAUGUAAAAAGGCCCAGGCCUUGAAGAACCGCCCCUGGCUCCAUAAAAUGGCACAACAGAACAUUCAAAGUCUGAACAAGAAUUCUGUACAAGAACCAGUUCAGGCACAGACAGAUAAGGAUGUAGUGGGAUUUAUUCAGGAAGUUCCUUACCCUACAGAAACCUCCAGGAAACAGUCCGAAGUCCAAGACAAGUCUGAUAGGCAGGCAACACAACAGAAAGAACAACCACAGCAAAUUCAAAAUCAGCAGAAACAAAAGGGAAAAGAGCAACCAUUUGUAGCAACACAACAUAAAGAAAAUCUAAAUAAGACCAAUACAAAGGAUCUGUCCCUUGAGCAAAGUCAGCCACCAGUCCACAUUUUGGUUCAGUCACAGGUUCAGCUCCAGCCUUCUCCAGAUGGCCAAGUUGUAGCUCAAGGGCCAACCUGGGCUCAAGUCAGGCCUUUAUCUCCCAUGCAGGACACAAUUCGGCCACCUGUGCCGUCCCACAUUCAGCUUGGAAGUCAUCCACAGUCCUGGGCCCCUGUCAGGCCGUCCUCUUCUAAACCCCCAGCACAGUUGGCCCAGUCCCAAGCCAAACCUGAAACGUUGGUUAAGGUUCAACCCAAUGCUCAGCCAAGGCCUCAGCCUGAAAACCAGGCACAGACAAUCCUUCAACAUCAAACUCAUAUUCAUCCACAAACCCAGACUCAGAUUCCUGCCCAUGCAAUGACUCAACACCAUGGAUCCAAUCCUGGGUCCAUGAUGCAGGCUCAAACACAAUCCCAGGUACAGACACAACCUCAGAAAUACGCUCAGCAAAUGGCUCAGUCUCAAGCCAAAGCCGAGCCCUUAACAAAUGUUCAAAACCAUCCUCCGUCAAAGGCCCAGUCUCGAAAGUAUACUCAUUCAGUGACCCAAUCACACACCAAAACUGAAACUAUGGCCCUUAUUCAAACCCCAACUCAACCAAACAUGGAGUAUUUAAUGCAUACUCAGCCAGCAUCGUCAAGCCAAGGUCAUGGUCAACCAACGUCUCAAACCUUUGUCCAACCAAAACUUCAACCAAGUCCCACACAACAUUUGACUCAAGGUCAACCUGUACUCCAGCCUCGAGGACAUCCUGUGACACAAUAUUACACACAAUCUCAGCCAGCUGUCCAGGAUCCAGGCCAUGCUGCUCCAGGCCAACUGCAUCCAUGGACCCAAGUUAGCAGCGCAUCCUCAAUGUCUACCCAAAAUCAGGCUUCAGUACAACUCCAGCAUCACCCCCAGAAUUACUUCCAGCCUCAGCCCCUUUCACAGCAGUGGGCUCCCGUACAGGAGCCACAAAAUAAAGAUUUUAUCCAGCAAAGGCAUCACAUUCCACCAGCAUUCCCUCAGCCAAUAUGUCAAGCUCAUUCACAAAUACCACAAUGGGCCCAGGGUAGUCAUCCACAAAAACCUCAAAUGGACGAAUCUGGGCCUUCUAACAUGGCACAAUUAUAUAAUCAGCCUCAGAUGCAGCUGCACUCUCACACCCAGGUCCAGGCUCACACAUUGUCCCAAAUGGGGCCCCAGAGUCAACAGCAGCCCCAGAUACAACCCUACGAUGUGGCUCUGAUGCAGACACAACAAGGCCACCCUCAGCAACAGAUGUGGAUGCAGGUACCCCACCAUGUACAAACCCACCCUUACCUCCAGGCUCAACAAUGUCCACCUGUUGAGCAUCAGCUCCAAACUCAACACCAACUGCGGCUUAACAUCCUCGCUCAGAUACCCCAACAAUUAAACCAAACCAAUCUUCAGUAUCCCACUCAGUCUCAACUUCAACCUUACCUACGAUUACAGUCCCAACCUCACAUUCAGACACAAGUAAAUGUGCAGCCACAUAUUCAGCUGAGACAGUUCAAGCCUCAGCCGCACCAGCCACCUCCACAAUUUAGACCACUAGCUCAGGCACCAAACCAACCACAGGCUCCUUCACUGCCACCAUAUAUUCCUCAACCACCACCACCCAAGAUGUUGUCAUCAACCCAAUCACAGACACAAUCACUGCUGCAAUAUAAACCUGAACCACCGGUUGCCAAGCAACUUACAAUUAAGCCUUCAACACAAAUGAAGACUCAAUCCCUACCACAAAAUAAACUUGAACCCCAGAGAGCUUCGCAACCAAAAUUUCAGUCACCAAACCAAGCCAAGGCUAUGACACUACCACAGUAUAUGCCUGAACAGGUAACUGCUCAGCCCAAAGUCCAGCCGUCCCCUCAACCCAAGACUCAGUUCCUGCCACAGUAUAAACCUGAACUCCAGUUAACUCCUCAGCCCAAAGUUCCACCACCAACCCAAGGCAGUGCUAUAUCUGUGUCAAAGCCUUCAAUCGAACCACAGUUGCCUCAAAUGAAUAAUCAGCAACCAGUCAAACCUGCAACAUCGUCACCUUUACGAUUACAACCACAGGUAGAAACACCACCUGAAUUUGAGUCUCAAUCACCAGCACAGGCCAACUUCCAGGUCAACCUUCUGCCGCAAUUACAACCUCAAAGUCAAGCCCCUCCACAAUUCAAUGAAAAACAAUCCCAAACUCUUCUCAAGUCUUCCGUCUGUGUGCUGCCUCAAUCCCAGGCCGGGUCUCCAGACCUCUGUAUGCCACCUCCAGCCCUGGCCCAGGCUCCUCCCCAAGCCUAUUCUGAGGCCUAUGCCAAGGCCCAGGCUUUGGCUAGGAACGGCUUUGAGGAGGCUAAGCACUGCCUGCAAGAACACAUCCUGGAGGCCAUCAGUGAUAAAUGUCUACCAGCUGAGCAAGCAUCCCUGACAAAUAGUCUGAGGACCCUAGAUCCAGACUUACUGGAGGAAUUCCUGAGAGCAGCCAAAGGCAUGGAGGCCUUCUGUACACCUUCACAGCUCAGAGACAUGGAUUUCUUUACACAGUCUGUCAGGUCUCAGUGGGAGGCUUGCUUCUCAUCCGAGGGCCAAGUUGCCCAAGCAGGCCAUCAAGUGGUGGCCUUACAAGAGCUCUGUGACAUGCUGAGUCCGGAGGACGCCCACCGACUGCCCCACACUCAGCUGAGAGAGUGUGAGAGUAGCUUGGCUGCCAUCCAGCGUCAAUUCAGUGGAGAUCAAGAAGCACCGCUCCCCGAUUCAAGGAUUCCUGUUGUCUUCGAUGUGGAGCGGACUAUACCCAUAGAAACUGCACCAAGUGGCAAACCUCAAAUACCAUCUGAGGUUUCACAAAUGAAACUCAAGACAGUAAAUUCAGGACAAGAGGAGGUUGAGAAUCACUCAUCUGUUGAAGAAGUCAACAAAAAGGAGGCUUUAGAGAAAUAUGAAAAUUACAAGAAGUCUCUGCAAGUCCAGCUGUCUAAAAAUGAACAGAGCAUCAGAGAUGUUCCCUCAGACUCUGUGACUCUAAAGGGUCUUCACACACGACUACAGGAAAUUCAGUUCCUGAGGCAGGACACAGAGUCUUUGUGGUCUGAGUUUAUAAACCAGUGCUCUCAGUUGAGUGGAAACGCUGGUGUAGAUCAGGAGAAAUCAGAUCUUCAAGACCAGUGGCAGGCCCAACAGUCCAACCUUCAAAGGAGAGGCAGUUUAUUGAGUGCCGCCCUCAGGCAGAUCGACUCCACCGAGAACCACAUGGUGGAUUUCACAGACCGCCUAGACCGUUACCUGAGACAACCCAAAGACAUCACAGCCUUUACAUUGGCCAACACCAACAUCCUGAAGGACAUCAAGGAACUGGAUGAAAACAUCCAGAGCGAACUGGAUCAGCUGGCCCGCCUGGAGCGAGAAUCUAGCAACCUAGAUCCCAGAGACUGCCUCCCUCUCUCCCGAGAGGUGGAAGCCCACAGAAGCAGCGUGGAUCAGCUCCGCCAACAAGUUCGCAAAAGUGAGGCGGCUGCUCGCGCUUUGGACCGCUUCCUCAUGUCUCUUCGCACCGUAGAGGAGGACAUCGCUGGAGUGCAGGGUGCCCCUUGCAGUGAAGCUGUGGUUCUGCAAGACUGUCGCGCCAAACUGGCUCUGAUCAGGCAAAGUGUGGACAGUCUGAAAGACAAGGCGCCGGAGUUGGAUCUUCUGUUGCAGGGGGCCCGGCUGACCGUCACCAGGAAUGGUUCUCCUGCCUCCUGCCUGGACAUGGUCAGUGUCCUGCUGAACAAACUGGAAGAGGCUGACAGUGGACUGGUAGGCCAACAGCAGAGCCUCAAGAGGGAAACCCACAGCAAAUCUUUGGGCUUGAAGAAGAGAACCCUGUUUGGGGAACUGAGCAAGCUCCAGAACACCAUCGAAUCUCGAGGGUUGACAGAGGCAACCAUGCCAGCCGUGCAACACAGGUUUCGGGCUCUGUGUGAUUUGGAGGACCAGGUGCAGACUCAGAAUUCACAGAUCCAAAGUCUCAGGGAACUUCCUGAGUGUCAAGGACAAGGACAAAAUCUCCUCGAGGAGCUGGAGACAGAGUACAACAAGACUCUAACAUCUUUGACUGACAGGAAGCAGCAGUGCAGCAUCCUGAUUGAACUUCUGAAGAAGUUCCAGAGCUGUCGCAGUCAUCUGAAUAGCACAGUGCAGAGAGCCGAGCAGACCAUCAGUGAGCAGGCCUCAUACAUGGGCAAAGACAACCUUCACAAGAUUAUAACCAAGGUCCAGGACAUUAAGAAGGAGCUCAGUGGCCUCAGUGAGCAGAUGGAUGAAAUGAGGGGAGUUUGCAGGCAGCUGCAGUCCCAACUGAAGAAGUUUCCAGACUGCAGGGAGGCACCAUUUGAAGCUGAAGCUGACACACUGAUGGACACUUGGCUGGACAUCACUGAGAAGAUAGACACAUACAUGGACAACCUCCAGGUGGGCUUGGAGCUAUGGAACAAGCAGUUAAUGUUGGGGGGAGAGAUUGACAGCUGGACGGCCUGCAAACUGGCAUUAUUUGCAGAGAGCCACCCCUUCCACAGCCGCCAGCAAGUCUUGGCCAUGAAGGAUGAGAUCCAGGCCUAUGAGGAAAACAUAGAACAUUUCCACAAGAAGUCUGAGGAGAUCCAGGAAAUCCUUCAGAGUCACGAGGCUCCACUGGAGCUGCAAGUGAUGGAAACACAGCUGAAGAAGAGGAUGGAGCAGGUGAAGGAGCUGUUUGCUGACUGCGCCGACAUCUUUGAGGAGCUGAUGGUGGUGAAGAAACAUCUUGCCGAAAAGAUUGAGGCGUGCCUGUCAGCUGUUGAGAAAAUUCAAUUCUCUGUCAAUGAGGUCCAAGCCUCAGAACCUAGGCUGGAGACCCAGUUAAAGGAUCUGUGUGAUGACCUGGAGGUCCAGGAGGAGCAUGCCAAGUUAGCGCUGAGCGAGAUUGCUCUUGUCUCCAGCGUGGCCAGUUCACAGGUGCUGGAGGAACUCUCGGUGGAUUGUGGACGACUCACAGAUGCCAUCACUCGCAUCAAAGACAUGAUCCACCUCAAGAGAGAGGAGAAGGACAAAGGCCUGCUCAAGGUCAUUCAAGAUGAAAGGCAGUCCUUUGAGUACUGGUUCCAGGACCUGCAGUUGGCCGUCAAUGAGUGUUUCGAGAACCCAGAGAGCAGAGCAGACAUAGAAACAUCUUUACAAAGACUCACUAGCUUCUUGAAGGCCAGCGACGCAGAGCGCCGCCUGGAGCAGCUGAGGGAUCAUCUGGAACGAGGCAACGCGCAGAUCGAUACUCAGCAGCUGUCUGAGCUCAGUGAUUGGCUGAAGGAGCAGCAUGAGGAGGUGCACACCUUCAAGACUCACUGUUUGAACAGGCAGAAGCAAAUUGAGUCUCUCCACUGUGACUUGAGCAGUUUGCAGACGCAACAUGACAGUUUCCACGAGUGGCUGCAGGGCAAAGAGAAACUCAGUGCAGUGCCUGGCACGGCCAAACAUCUCCUCCAAGACCUCCAGCAUGAGAGCCAAAGAGUGGAUAUCCUUGUGGAGCUGCUGGCUUCAGUGCGCCACCAGGGUGUCAGAGCUGACAGAAUCCUCAAGGACAGUGACAAUGUCAUACAACGCUAUCGAAAUCUGGAGGCCCGGCUGCAGACCCAAGCGGAAGAACAUGAUGUCUCGGGUGGUCAGCUGAACCAGUUUGCAACCCAGGCUGAGCACAUCAGGACCUGGUUUAAAGACCUCCUGUGUUCCGUCACCUCAGCCUGUGAAGACCUGUCAUACAAGGAGAUGAGCCUCAAAGCAGAGGCAGUCCUGAGCGCAAGACCAGAGGGUGACACCCAGAUGAACAGGCUUCGACUUCAGAGCCAGAGUCUUUGUGAACAGGACCAGCUGGAGCAGAGCAGGAAACAGGAAGUCCAGCAGUCAGUCCGAAACCUGGAGGACGAGUGGAGGAUAAUCCUACAGGCAGCUGAGGAUGUUCUCAACAAGACAGAGAUGCAAGUACGCUUUAACCAAGAAGUGGAGGCUCUCAAAGCCCAAAGUGAAAAUUUGCAGUCUUGGAUCAACAAUUUGACUCAGAACCUUCAGUCUUAUGAAUCACUGCAGGAUGUUCUGCUUAGCAAACCUGAUAUGCAGUCUAAGCUGCAGCACCUAAAGGAGCGGGGCCAGAGUUUGUGCAAGAACCUGGACCUGGAUGAAGGCCUUCGCCAUGAGAUCCGGGAUGUGAUGAGAGGUGCAGAGGAAGAGUGGAGAUAUACGAUGAAGGCUGUCGAGGAGGCGAAAACUGAAGCCUCUGCGGAGAGGGAGGUUGCCGCUCUCCGAAGCAACAUCGAGACCGCACGGUCCUGGAUCAGAGAGCAGAGAUGCAAGCUGCUCUCGUUCGGAACUCAUAUGCCGCUCCAGGAAAGACUGCAAAUUAUACAGGCUGUUUUUUCUUGCCGAGAUGAGGGCGAAUCUAAAGUUCUGGACCUGAAGAGGGAAGCUGAACAUCUGUGGAAGACCCUGGAUGACAGCAGGAAGCCCGAGUUGGCACUGUUGGUUGAAGACACGGAGCAGCAGUGGAAAUCCGUCCUUCAGACCUGCAAAGAGGCUCAACUGCGAAGUCUCGGUGAAGACUUCGAGGCUCAGAGUAAAAACACACAGUCUUGGGUGCGAGAGCGAGAGCUGCAGCUGCAGUCUGUUGGCAUCCACUCGCCACCUCAAGACAGACGCCGCAUGGCACAGGACGUACUGCAGUCCAAAUCUGACGGCGACUGUCAGGUGAACAACCUGAGGAGGCGGGGCCAGACUCUGUUUGACCGUCAGGAUGUGGAGGAGGACCGAAAAUGGGAAGUCCAGCAGGCAGUCCAAGACGCAGAGGAGCAGUGGAGGAAAGUGCUACAGGUCGCCAGACAGCUGGAAGAGGAUGCAGGAUCUCUGAUGAACCAGGAGAUGGAGGCGAGAGACUCGGAGCUAAGGGAAUUCCAAACCGUCCAGCAGGAAACCAGCCACUGGCUCUCAGACCUUCAACAUCAGCUGGAUUCACUAAGCAGUCAAACCACAGUGCAGGACCGACUACACGCUACACAGACAAUUGUGAGCGCCAAGUCAGAUGGAGACUGUAAACUCCAGGAGCUGAAGAGACGCUUCCAGAGUUUGUGUGCUCAGGAGCUAGAGCAGCCCCAGGAACUGGAGCUUCAGAAGAUUGUACAGGACACAGAGGACCAGUGGACGAGAACCCAUCAGGGUGCUAAAGCAGCACUAGAUGCAGAAGAAAAGCAGAUGGCUCUGGAGCGUCAGCUAAAGGAGCAUGAGGAAGCCAGAGAACAAGUCCAAGCCUGGCUGGAAGACAAGCGACAAAAUUUAAUUUCCCUCCAUUGUUACAAAGAUUCUGAAGUGACCAUAAAAACUGCACAGGCCAUCCUGAGCUCCAAACCGGAGGGAGAUUGUAAGAUGGCCGAGUUGCAGAAACAAAAUCAGAAUCUCUGUGACCGUGAUGACGUGAAAGCUGCCACCAUGAGGGAGUCGGGACAAGCGGUCAAAGCCUUGGACGAGCUGUGGAGGUCGCUGUUGCGUGACGCAGAGAACUCCCUGAACAAAGCCGAGGUUGUUUACUCGCUUUCCAGGCAGCUACAAGCCUUCUUCAGCCAGGCAGCUAGUACUGAAACGUGGCUGGAGGAGCUACAGACGCAACUUGAGAACAUCGGGAUGGACAUUCGAGGCAGCCAGGCCCAGAUAGAGAACAGAUUGAACACGACGCAUAUUAUCUUAAGCUCCAAAUCCUGUGGAGAGAGUCGAGUGAUGGAUCUGCAGAGGAGAAAACAGAGUCUGUGUGAACACAAGGACUUGGAGGAGGACAGCAGCCUGAAGGUGCAGACAAAAGUAAAAAAGGUGGAAGAGCAGUGGAGGACUGUGUUGCAGGUGGCAGAGAGCAGAAGCAGACAACUGCAGAGUGUCCAGGACCACCUGAUGUCCUGUCGGUACCAGCGAGGGCAGGCUGAGGCUCUCCUGGCGGAACUCCAGAUGCAGACGUCCGAUCUGCCUCGCAUCUUCCCCUGGCCUGGCCUGGGGGAGCGGAGGACGGCGACUGAACAAGCCCAGACCCUGCUGGACAGGGGCUCAGCCAUGGGCCCCCUCCUCUCCAAUCUACGAACACAGGCUGCCAAGCUGUAUGAGACUACCCAGGACCCUGAGUGGGCUGAUACUACCUGUGGUGGAAUGGAGGACUCCAUCCCAGUUUUGCUCAGAGAGUUAACUGAGGCGGUGACGAGCCUGGAACACGGAAUCAUGGUGGAGAGACAAUUCACACAGCUGGUGGAACAGCAUGAAGCAGCACAAGAUUGGUUGAGAGAGCAGGUGAAAGGCCUGGAAGGUCCUCCAGAUGACAGACCCGGUCUUCACAGUGCCAUCAACACCCUGAAGGCCUUACUCCAGACCGUACAUCGGGAGCAGAGAGAGAUGAAGGAACUGGACACCGCCAGAGAUGAUCUGGUCGGCCUCUGCACUCCAGGAGGUCGUGACGCUCUGAUACUGGAGGUCAGCCACCUUUAUGAGCUCUGCGCCAUCUCUGAGCAGGAUGUGAGGGAGCGCCUGAUGGCCUGCGAGGCCCGUCUGCAGGAGCUGUACCACCAGGCGGCCCACAGGACUAAGGAGCUGAAGGAGAGAGCAGCCACCUUGCAGUGGGAGCUGAGCUCUCUAGACCAGGCGCUCGGAUACGCCCAACCGCAGAGUGGCAUCCAUCAGCUGCGACAGCACUGGAAGAGCGUGCAGAAUUGUGAAAAGUCGCUCGAGGAGCUCCGUGUCAAAAUUGAUGAGCUCAACCAGGAAGUUACUGCUGACAGUGAGCUGCCAACAGAAGUAAGCACCACAGUGGACUCUCUGCGCCAGCAACAGGACAGUUUGGAAUCCAGGCUGAGGGAGCAUCAACAAAACUGUUCCACAAACACUGCUCACUGUCUCAGCCAUUCAUUGCAAGCACUGCAGGACUGGAAUCACAGCAAGCCUUCAAAAUCCAUUACAUCUCUGCAGGAGACAGCAGAUGAAGGUGAGAAGUUGCAGGCUCUUCUUCGGGAGGUGUUUUAUCAUCAGCAAUUUCUGAGUGACUGCCUGAACCAGGACGUGUUUGACCAACUUUCAAAAGAAGGUGCUGACACUCUCAGAGAAGCAGGGACACUUCAGAUGUCUCUAUGCCAAAUCUUAAAGGAACUUACUGAAAAGAAUGAACAAAAAACUGAGUGUCAGCUCAUUGAUGUUGUUGAUAUUCAGAUUGAGGAAAUGAAGACAUCUUUGGUUGCACUGCCACAGAAAAACAAACAUUCCCCUGAGAAAAAGUCAACAGUUAAAAUUCAGCCAAAUAUUCCCUCAACAGAGACAUCUACAUCGGAUCAGGAUGACUUGUCAAUUACUUCCAGAUCUGGUGAGCAAACGGAAGCUACUCUUUUAAAAGAAAUCAAAGUUAUCCCAAAAAUGAGGAAGUCAGAGACCCAGGAAGGCUCCACACUUCUUAUGCUGACAUAUGAAACUGUUUGCAUGGAAACUAAGGAGGUCAAAUGUGAAACGUUAGACAAAGGCCAAGAGGAAGUUAUAGAACAAUCUCAGGUUAUCCCAGCGAGAGGAAAGCCAACAUUUGCAGAGACUCCACGGGUAGAGGAAGACAUUGAACAUCAAAUAUCUUUGAGUUCCAAUGACCAAAAUACAACUUUUGCAGAUGAUGCAGACUUUGUUGCCAUGAGAAGUAAGGCAACCGUUCCUUCAUAUUUAACUAUUACCUCUUUAACAACUCCUGAUUUGAGGCUAGAUCACAAUGACGAGUCAAUUGUAGAAAAGAAAGAAUCUCCUCUCGACGACACUGAAAGCGCAGAAGUUGCUCAAUUCGUCACAGGAAUUAUUGAAUCGGCCAUAAGAGAUGUUGAUUUACUGUCAAAGAAAGAUCCGCUAGAAUUGGAAAGGAGACAAAUAUUUUCAGCUUCACAAGUUGUCACAGAAAUGUCUGAAGGUGUUAUUGUGGAGGAAGGAAAGAUUUCACCGCACACAAGAAAGUUCAAGAGUGUAAAGUUUUCUCCACAACUGUCUAAAAAAGAGAAGCCAAUUAUGACAAAAGAAGAAUCUGAUCUGGACCCCUUCAUGAGAAAAACUGAUGACAAAGAACACAGUCUUUGUGAAGAAGCACAGAAAGCUUCUGGCAGUGUGGAAUUUUCUGCCAUUGCUGAAUUUGUCACAGGAAUUAUUGAAUCUGCUAUGAGAGAUGUAGACAUACCAUCCCAGAACGAUCAGCUCAAAUUGGAAAGGAGAAAAACAUCUUCAGUUUCACAAGUUGCCACAAGAAUUCCUGAAGUUGUGGAGGAAGGAAAGAUUUUACCACCCACAAGUGAGUCAAAGAGUGUAAAGUAUUCUCCCCAACUGCCUAAAAAAGAAGAGACGAUGGUGCCAAAAGAAGAAUCUAAUCUGGAACCCGUUGAGGAAAAAACACAAGAUGAGAAUGAAUAUAGAAUUUGUGAAGAAGCGAGAAGAGACUCUGUAAGUGUGGAAGGUUCUGUAGUUGCUGAAUUUGGCACAGCAUUUAUUGAAUCUGCUAUUAGAGAUGUUGACUCACGAUCACAGAAAGAUCCGCCAGAGGUGGAAAGUGUAAAAACAUCCUCAGCUCCACAAGUUGUCACAGGAAUCCCUAAAGUUAUUUUGGUGGAAGGAAAGCUCUCACCACCCACAAGAAAAUCAAAGAGUUUAACGCCUACUCCACAAAUGCCUAAAAAAGAGAAUGCAGGAGUGACGAAAGAAGACUCUAAUCUGGAACCCAGAAAGGAGAAACAUCAAGAUGAUAAAGAACAUGAACAUGUUUGUGAAGAUUUAAGCCUCCAAAAAGCAAGAAAAGACUCUGUAAGUGUGGAUGAUUCUGCCGUUGCUCGAUUCAUCACAGGACUUAUUGAAUCUGCUCUUAGAGAUGUUGACUUACGAUCACAGAAAGAUCUGCUAGAGUUGGAAAGCAGAAAAAAAUCCUCAGCUCCACAAGAUAGCCCUGAAGUUGUUAUUGUGGCGGAAGGAGAGAUCACACCACCUAAAAGAAAGUCAAAGAGUGUGAAACUUCAUUUCGAAGAAGUCACAGUGUCCAAGCAAACGUCCUCAUAUUCUCGGGACCAAACUGAAACAACAACUCCACAGCCACCCAAAAGAAAGUCAAAGAGCUCAACAGCCUCUCCAGGAAUUCUUAAAAAGGGGCCAAAGAAGACAAAAGAACUUGAUAGACCGAGCUCUAAUGUGGGAAUUGCCAAAACCACUGUAGAAGAAGGUAAAGUGGUGGCAGCAACUGCAGAGCGUGUGAAAAUCUCACCAGAAACUCAGAAACUGCCAACCAGGAGAAAAUCAAAAGAUCAUGAUGUUCCCUCAGUUCCCACUGACACAGAUAUUGCCAUAAGUGAAGGUUUUGGCCCUGGAAGUGGAGUAAAGCCAACAACUGAACACGUAAAAACUACACCUGAUGCUGCUGUUUUUGGGGAUAGAAAGCUAUCACCGCCCAAAAGAAAGUCAAAACUUUUGAAGGUUUCUACAGAACCUAAGAAAAGGAAAGAUCAAACCAUCACAAAAGAGGAACCUAAUAUCCUAAAAUUCAAAGAGGCCAAGCACGAUGAGACAAUCUCAGAACCUGUUGAAGAAAGCACCUCUGAGAUGCUUGACAAUGUGAUGGAAAGUGAUGUCACUAAACUUUCUGUACUCGCAGAUCAGCCACCCAAAUCUCAGACUGUUACAGAAAUGAGCUUCGCUGAACAGACCAUGAUACCAACGCCAACUGUUAUUGAGUUGAAACUGUUAGAAACCACAAGGGAAAGACCUGAAGAGGCCAAAGAUCACAAAGUUCUACUAAAGGUUGGUGUUGGGGAUGCCAACACAGACCUAGAAAAUACAUCUCUGGUUUUAGAUAGAAUCCCAGGGAGCGCUGAUGUGAAUACUUUAGAACUGAAUGUACAGAAUCAAGUCAAGGAUGAAAACCCUUCUGUUGUGAGCAACACUGAGCAGCGAGAUAUGGUCCAAGGGCAAUCGUCUGUGGUUUUAGCAACACUUCAGCCAAAUGUGACAGAAUUGAUAGAAAUUGUAUUAUGUGAGAAGGCCGUGGAAAAGACAUGCCAGACUGAGGCUCUUGAGGAAGUUUUGGAACUCAACCAGGAAGGAUUGACUGAAACAGAGGAGCAUGAAGCCUCCAAGUCUACAGAUGCUUUUCAAGAUACUCCCAUGACAAUUCACAUGGGGCCUGAUGUGCAUCUUCUACAAGUAGAGAUAAGAGCUUGUCAAGAGGAGCAAAAAAACAAACUAGAAACAGGAAAAAAAGAGAAAUCUACAACUGAUAAGUCACAAGUAGAAAAGCGAGAGAUGAGCACUGAGAGACACAAGAAUGGCGCUCAGAGCGAUGCGUGCAAACCUGUUUCUCUUGCUUUUGAUCCAGAUCAGCCAAGUGGAACCAAGAAAGAUGAAGGUGAGUCAAACCUGGAUAACAAACCACCACAGCUCAUCCAAACUGCCCUGGAAAGACCAAAGGAAGACAUUCAUCAAGUCCAACUAUCAAUCCAUGAUAGGCACAUUAGUCCUGCAAGUUUUCUUGAACAGGAAGAAAUUCAAAUGACUGUGAUACAUGAGAAGGAACCACGGCAGGAAUCAAGUGUCAAGAUUGAGAUCACUUCAUUAAACAAAGGUGAUAUUCAGCCCAUUAACUCUUCAAUUAGAGUGACACAAGAAGCGCCAGAGUGCCUCACUGAAACUCUCUCACAUCCUGACGUCGAGACACUCUCUAAGGCCCAAACAGAAGAUCAGAAAAGCAAUGCAACAAAAGAGGAAGCUGAUAAUCUGAUAAAUAGUACAUCAGUUCAAAAGGGAAGUGGAAAGGUAGUUAGGUCUGAACCACAAGAUGUUCCCCACACAGGCAGCACAACAACCACCUUUGAGAAAAAUGAAGCGAGUGUUGAGCAGUCUGAAUUAGAUAUUGACACACCAGAAAGAUCUCUAUUGACAGAAAUCUUCUCAGGGACCAAGGCAAUCAUAGACAUGGAACUUCUCAAUGAGGAGGCAUGUGAGGAUUGUUUAGCAGAGCUGAUGACGUCCCCCAGCAGUGACCUGGAUGGUCUCCUGUGCAGGCUUGUUUCAAAUCUCCUGAGCUGUAAGAAUCACUCAGCUGAACUCCAGCUGGCAGCCAUGAGCCAGCAGGUGAAGGAGGCUGAGAAGUGUCGAGCCAUAGCCCAGGACCAGGCAUCUCUCCUGUGCCAGCAGAGGGAAGCAGAAGCUGACAGGUCCAAAGCUCUGAAGUACAUGGAGGACCAGUGGAGUGCUGCUGCUCAGGAUGCAAUCGCUGUCAUCCAAAACAAAGUAGACCAGCUUCAGGUUGUGCAGGAAUUCUGUCACCAGACUCACAAAGCCAAGACCACAUUGGAAAGACUGGCAGCUCAAUUGGAUGUGUUGAGACUUUCCCAAGCAGAGAGUGGCCAGGAGGAAGCCAACCGCCUGAACUUCAUGAAGAGAACUCUCGAGGAGAAACGGACUGUCCUUGGAGAGUUGCUUGGCAUCCAUACAAAGCUGUACCCUCUUCUUAGCCGCGCUCAUCAAGCAGCUGCGAAGAGUAUGCUUCAGACUCGACAUCAGGAAUGGAGAGAACUGGAGAGAGCUGUGGAGAAAGCAUUGCAUCAUGCAGAUGUUCAGUCACAUAGCUGCAGCAGUCUUUUGCUGGAGUUAUCCCAUCUACGGGGACACUUAGAAUCAAUCAGUGAAGAACCUGAAGCCGAACACCCUGAAGUAUCUCUGUGGGAUUGCAAGAAAGCAAAGCAGUUGAUGAUGGCACACGCUGAAGUUAAAGGUGCCCACGUCAAAUAUCUCCAUUUGAAAGAAAUGUCAGAGGCACUACCCCCGAGCUUAUGGCCAAAAGAAACAGUAGAGAUAAAGAAAGCGCUCUUAAAUGUCAAAGACCAACUUUGUCUCACAGAGGAACGGAUGUCCUCUCAAAUCCAGAAAAGCAGUAAUCCCGUCAUUAAGAAAGUUAUGACAUUGUGGAGGGAAUGGCCUCUCAUGGGCUAAGAAGAUU
This is a messenger RNA of Phycodurus eques (leafy seadragon), 17696 nucleotides long. It is a transcript of the gene syne2b, whose product is annotated as spectrin repeat containing, nuclear envelope 2b. NCBI's taxonomy places the organism in Eukaryota, Metazoa, Chordata, Actinopteri, Syngnathiformes, Syngnathidae. Bases 56 to 17689 code for a protein of 5877 amino acids. The record is from RefSeq and is a predicted model, not a curated record. Gene Ontology annotation, molecular function: protein binding. The transcript has 59 exons.